AAAUAUCCGAGCAAAGAUCGUGCACGUUUCGAUCGUAAUGGCAGGACUGGAGCUUUUAUCCGAUGAGGGAUUUAGAUUAGAUGGUCGACGACCGUCUGAACUGAGAAAGAUUCAAUGUCGUCUUGGAGUUUUUGAUCAGGCAGAUGGAUCAGCAUACAUUGAGCAAGGAAAUACCAAGGCUUUGGCAACUGUUUACGGUCCACACGAGAUUGUUGGAGGAAAGGGUAAGCCCCAGCAUGACAAAGUGACCAUCAACUGCCAAUACAGCAUGGCCACAUUCAGCACAAAUGAGAGAAAGAAUCGGCCUCAAGGGGACAGGAAAUCAACCGAAAUGUCACUGCACCUGCAGAGAACGUUUGAAGCUACCAUACAAACACAGCUCUAUCCAAGAUCGCAGAUUGAUAUCUUUGUGCAGAUUCUGCAAGCAGAUGGAGGGAAUUACUGCGCUUGUGUCAAUGCCGCUACUCUUGCAAUCAUCAAUGCAGGUAUCCCCAUGAAGGACUAUGUGUGUGCUUGCUCCUCUGGUUUUGUAAAUAAUACACCUCUGUCUGAUGUGAGUUACCUUGAAGAAUCUCAGGGAGGACCUGUAGUGACUGUAGCCUUGCUGCCCAAGUCCGAUCAGAUCGCUCUCUUUAAGAUGGACAAUCGUCUCCAUGUGGAUCACCUAGAGCAGGUGUUGGAGGUAGCCAGUAAGGGUUGUAAGGACAUGUAUGCAGUCAUGGACGCAGCAGUGAAGGAACAUGUCAGUCGGAUGGCAAAGAGUAUGGAAUGUAGCUGAUGAGGAGGAACUGCAACUGGAGUUAUUAAGCUAUCAAGAUGGAGAACAUUUCUUUGCCUUCUGAACUAACAAAAAAAAUCCUCUUUAAGAUGCCCUUCAGCAUUCUCUAGAGUCUUGGCGGUAAACCUGUACUUGUAAAAGAGGAGGUUGUCAAUGCCCAUCUCAAUAUAAAAAACCAGCAUGAGUAGAACUUUGCCGAAUCCAAUUGAAUGGCCUGUUGAAUGUAUUACC
Molecule: messenger RNA, 1009 nt
Organism: Lytechinus variegatus (green sea urchin)
Lineage: Eukaryota; Metazoa; Echinodermata; Echinoidea; Temnopleuroida; Toxopneustidae
Product: exosome complex component RRP41-like
Exons: 3
Coding region: 38-778 (246 amino acids)
Biological process (GO): rRNA catabolic process; U4 snRNA 3'-end processing; nuclear mRNA surveillance
Cellular component (GO): nucleolus; cytoplasmic exosome (RNase complex); nuclear exosome (RNase complex)
Source: RefSeq, a predicted model, not a curated record